AUGUGUGUGGACGUCACAGGAGUUCAAAGAGUUGCCAACAUAACGGCUGAGGAGUUCGAGGAGCGCUUCGCAUACAGUCCUACGCCCGUAAUAGUCACCGAUGCUACUGUUAACUGGAAAGCUAUUGAAGACUUCAAUUUCGAAUUCUUCGCGGAAUUCUAUAGUAACGGCAAAAUGGGGAAAAAAAUAAACGAAUGCUUUUUCUUCGCGUACAAGUCUGGUCUGAAAUCGCUUCACGAAGUGAUCACGAUGGAUGCGAAACGUGCGAAUCUCUCGGGCGACCCCUGGUACGUCGGCUGGAGCACUUGUUACGACGAGGAAUCGAGAAAGCUGAGAGAAUACUAUAACAGACCAUAUUUCUUACCGAAGACUUCUGAAAGCGAUACCGUGGAUUGGAUCUUUAUGGGUGGACCUGGCCAAGGAGCACAUAUGCACGUGGACUCGGUGCGGCACGUGUCAUGGCAGGCGCAGGUUCGCGGCCGCAAGCUGUGGCAGCUGGCGCCGCCGCCCGAGUGCCUCUACUCCUGCCAAGCGUUCUCCUUCACCGUGCAACCCGGAGAAAUAUUGGUGGUGGAUACGAACCGUUGGUACCACAAGACAAACGUGAUGCCAGGCGACAUCAGCAUCACCAUCGGAGCUGAAUACGAUUGA
Parnassius mnemosyne (clouded apollo) is the source of this 651-nucleotide messenger RNA. The record is from the annotation of a GenBank genome assembly. NCBI's taxonomy places the organism in Eukaryota, Metazoa, Arthropoda, Insecta, Lepidoptera, Papilionidae.